AUUUCCAUUCUUUCUUGCUUUAUCGAUAUAACCAAACGACGCUAUGCGAUAGUUUGCUUAGAAAUCAUAGGAAUCUAGUAUUAGUUCAUUUAAUUUAGGAGUCUAUUGGUACAUGAACUUCAAUACAACCAUUAGUAAUUGAUAUAAGAGUAUUUGAAACACUGCAUGUACUAUAUAUAUAUAUAUAUUCUAACCCUUUUGUCUCUCUACAACUCUUUCUCUCUGUACUGAAAUUUGAACCUGAUCUUCAAGAGUUUGGCUAUUAGAGAAUUUUCAGCGAAUCAGAGACUUCUUUCUGGAAGUGAGACCUGAUGAUAUGGAGAAGUAUGUGAUAUCGAAUAAUAGUGUUGUACAUGGAAGCUUUGGGCGGGUUUAUACAGGCUACAACCGUGAGACCAAUGAACCCGUUGCUUUCAAAGAUAUUCGUUUUUUUGAUCACGUAGAAAGUGUCCCGAGUUCAGUAAUCAGACAUCUUUCUUUGUGGAGAGAGAUGGAGCAUAGCAAUAUUAUCAGGUUAUUAGAUAUAUUGAACGUUGUACAGCACGGAACGAUUAGAGUGCGUCUUGUUUUUGACUAUUUGGAUAUAAAUCUGAAGAAGUUCAUGGAUACUCAUUCAGAGACUGCCAAGAAUCCACACGUGAUAAAAAGGUUUCUGCAUCAGAUACUAAGCGCUCUCGCUUACUGUCAUUCUCACAAUAUUCUACACCAAAAUCUGAAGCCACAGUAUUUGUUCAUAGAUAGCAGUAAACGCAUCCUGAAGCUUGCAUUUCGCCUUUUUCCCACAGAGUUUCAAUCAGCCGGAGUAGUUGCUGUUCCUUCUAAUCCUCAAGGGUUUGAGGUAGGACCAGGUGUAUUAUGGUACCAUCCACUUGAAGUCUUACUUGGUAACUCCGAAAAAAACUCCAAUCCAGCUGCUGAUGUAUGGUCUGCUGGUUGCAUAUUUGCUGAGAUGUUGCACCCUCUACUUGAUGAUUCACACGAAAUCGAACUAGCAGAAAUCAAUAAUAAUUACACCUUGCUUCCAGAAGACGUUGGAACGCUGGACGAGCCAAAUGACAUCUCUCUUGCUAUUAUUUUAUUAAGUGGAAUUUUUCAUGACGAGAACAAUCCUAAGAAUCUGACAGACGCAGUCCCCAAUCUUGAAUCAGCUGGACUCGAUCUUCUUUCUAAAAUGCUCUGCACGGUUCCAGAACAAAGAAUUACAGCAUGCGAUGCACUGAAGCACCCGUACUUCGAUGAUGUGGUCUCAUCACCUAUAGGCUACAACUUUCUGUCUGUCUUUCUCUCUGAAGUAGUUCUUCAUCAGCUACAGAAUCUUCUAACUUGAUCACUACUUGUAAAUGGAUGAUUACUUUGGUUUGUUUUCUAUUCAUCUUCAGUGCAUCUUUUGUUUGUUUUCUAUUCAAAUUUAUGAGCAAAUUUUGAGGAAGUUAUCUA
This is a messenger RNA of Cornus florida, 1437 nucleotides long. Its product is annotated as cell division control protein 2 homolog. Gene Ontology annotation, cellular component: cyclin-dependent protein kinase holoenzyme complex; nucleus; cytoplasm. Gene Ontology annotation, biological process: G1/S transition of mitotic cell cycle; signal transduction; regulation of meiotic cell cycle. The record is from RefSeq and is a predicted model, not a curated record. Bases 317 to 1327 code for a protein of 336 amino acids. The transcript is spliced from 10 exons. Gene Ontology annotation, molecular function: ATP binding; cyclin-dependent protein serine/threonine kinase activity; cyclin binding. NCBI's taxonomy places the organism in Eukaryota, Viridiplantae, Streptophyta, Magnoliopsida, Cornales, Cornaceae.